AUGGCAAAAAAGAAGAAUCCGCAGGUUUAUAUGGAUGUAUGCAUUGAUGGAGAUCCAGCUGAAACAAUGGUUUUUGAGCUUUUCCCUGAAGUCGCUCCCUACACAGCAGAGAAUUUCCGUGCACUAUGCACAGGAGAGAAAGGCAUUGGACCCAGAAGUGGAAAACCUUUGCAUUACAGAGGAUCUUUUUUCCAUAGAAUACUGAAAGGUGCCUCAGCACAGGCUGGAGAUUUUGUGAAUCGAGAUGGUACUGCUGGGGAAAGUAUAUAUGCUGGAAAAUUUCCAGAUGAGUCACCGAAACUAAGGCAUGAGGAGCCUGGUCUUUUAUCGAUGGCUGUUGCUGAACGUAACAAGCUGGGAUCACACUUUCAUAUUACCUUCAGGCCAAAUCAGCAGCUUGAUAGGAGUAAUGUCGUUUUCGGAAAGCUCAUUCAAGGGAAAGAGGUACUAAAAAAAAUUGAACGUCUGGGUGAUGAGGAAGGCAAACCUACUGUAAGCGUGAAGAUUAUCCGCUGUGGAGAAUAUUCUGGAGACAAGAAAAUAAUUAGCAUUGAUGGUCGAAAAAGUGGAAAGCACAAGAAAUCUUCAAGAGAGAGAAGAAAGAAGAGGCGAAGACACUCUUCAUCCGAGUCUGAAAGCUCUUCCGAUUCUGAAACAGAUUCCUCAGAAUCUGAUAGUGAGUCAGAUUCCGAUUUGUCUUCUUCUGACCUUAGUUCCUCGAGCCAUGAGAGGCGGAAGAAGAGAAAGCGAAGUUCAAAGAAAGAUAAGCAUAAACGGUCUAAACGGAGAGACAAGCGCCAUGAGAAAAAGCGGACGGUGCAUGAUAAGAGGUCGAAACGCAAAUCAAGAAGGUCCCCAGAUAGUCUUACAGGUGAUGAAGGCAAUAGUGGAAGUGAAGCAAGUUUUAGUGAUGCCCAUGCUGAUAUUGGAGCAAGAAGAAAGAAACCCAGAGUCUCGAGUAGAACAGGUAACUCUCAACCAGAGGUGGUAAAAGAAGCUGAAUCACUUCACCAGGACAAAAGGGAGGGACCAGAUUUGCUUGACAAGGAUGACGGUGCAUCAGAUCACAUUUCUGAUAGGCAACCUGAUAUUGUGGAUGAUCAUUCUGGAAAAUCUAGGAGCCGUAGCUUGAGUCCUAAGAGGAAAGCAAGUAAGAGCAUGAGUGUUAGUCCCCGGAGGAGUCGAAGUAAGAGCCAGAGUUUAAGUCCUAGACGGAAUGUGUGCAGAAUUCCUGCUAAAGGUAGCCGCCAAGUGAAGAACUUGACAAACAAUAGAAGCAAAAGCCCAGAGAGUGAAGAGAAGGGCAGGCGUAGUAGGAGGAGCCCUACCAAAAGUGUUAGUAGAAGUCCGGUGCGCAUGAAAAGGGGAAGAGAUACUAAUAGAGGUCCUUCAAGGAGUAUAAGCAGAAGUCCAUUGAGGAACGCUAAAAGGAGUAUUAGCAGAAGUCCAGUGAGAGUUAGGAAAGCCAGAAGCCCUAGCAGGAGCCCUGUGAGAAGUCUUGGGAGAGGCCCACGUAGAAGAUCAUCAAGAAGAUCACCUAGCAGAACUCCAGUUCGAUUAUCAAGAAGAAGCUUGAGCCGGAGUCCCAUUCGAUCAGCUACGAGAUCAGUGAGCAGGAGUCCAAUCAGAUUAUCUAGGAAGAGUGUGAGCAGGAGUCCAGUCCGAUCAUCCAGGAGAAGUAUUAGCGGGAGUCCAGUCCGAUCAUCGAGGAAAGGUGUGAGCAGGAGUCCAGUCCGAUCAUCUAGGAAGAGUGUGAGCAGGAGUCCAGUCCGAUCAUCUAGGAAGAGUGUGAGCAGGAGUCCUGUUCGAUCAUCCAAGAGAAGUAUCAGCAGGAGUCCUGUUAGAGGAAGGAGAAGAAGAGUUAGUAGAAGUCCAGUUCAAGCGAGGAGGAGAAGUCCGCGGCCUAGAUCUCCUCUUCGUGAUCUCAGACGAAGUUUGUCAAGAAGUGCUUCUCCUGAUGGACGCAUCAGGAGAGGGAGAGGAUUUAGCCAGAGAUUCUCAUACGCCCGUAGAUACAGAACCUCUCCGUCUCCGGAUCGAUCUCCUUACCGCUUUAGUGAUAGGGGUGACCGUGACAGAUUCCGAGGUCACAGAAGGUACUCGCCAAGACGGUUUAGAAGCCCACCUCCAAGGUUUAGAAGAAGAAGCCGGUCUAUAUCGCCUGGUCCGCGUUAUCGCAGGAGGCGGUUCAGUCCCAGCCGGAGCCCUAUCCGUAGCCGUUCACCAUAUAGAAAGAGAAGGUCACCAUCCGCUAGCCACAGCUCGAGUCCAUCGAAAUCAAGAUCCGGAUCAAGGUCAAGAUCAAACUCAAAAUCUCCCAUUGGGACAAGGAAAGCAAAAUCGGUGUCAAGAUCACAAUCCAAGGCAAGGUCUCCAUCGAAGUCGAGUUCGUCGUCCUCGGAUGGUAGCUCAGGUGGGAAGAAGGGAUUAGUAGCCUAUGAUUAA
Messenger RNA from Microthlaspi erraticum, 2445 nucleotides. The record is from the annotation of a GenBank genome assembly. NCBI's taxonomy places the organism in Eukaryota, Viridiplantae, Streptophyta, Magnoliopsida, Brassicales, Brassicaceae.